AUGACGGACGACAAUGAAGAAUUUAACAUUAAUAUUAUGUAUAGCGAAGACGAUAUUGCAGAAUUAGAAGUAGAAGAGCGGGAUAGUAUUGGUAAAAAUACGCCUAGGAUUAUUAAAAGAAUCAGAGAAACGGAGGAGAGUGAUGAUAAGUGGAAUAUUGUGAAGGGAAAGGGAAAGAAAAAACGACUGCACGAGGAUGAGAACUUAAGUACAGAAACAGAUAUCGAGGUAUACAUUGCAUGCAAUGAAAAGCUGCCCAAGCAAUUUGCUUUGGCACGGUUAUUCAAAGAAAAUGGAAUUACUGAUAUAAUUAGAGUGAAAUACUUAAACCCAUUUAAAGUAGGGUUGCAAUUUUCGAAUGAGGAAAACGUUCAAAAAUUAAGUACCUGUGCGACAUACAUUUCUAUGGGAUGGAGAAUUCAAAAGGCAAUGGAGGUUAACUACUCUUACGGAAUUAUAAGAGAAGUGGAGUUAGAAAUGUCUGAAUAA
This is a messenger RNA of Parnassius apollo (apollo), 489 nucleotides long. Lineage: Eukaryota; Metazoa; Arthropoda; Insecta; Lepidoptera; Papilionidae. The record is from the annotation of a GenBank genome assembly.